AUUCAGAUAGAGUCUAGGGUUUAUUCUCGUAUGGUACAAUUUCGGGCUCGGGAAUAUUCGAUUUCGGCUAAAUUCACUUGUUCAGGUUAACUGAGAAGAAUCUCUUGACUGCUGAGCAACCAUGUCUGAACGCCGUGCUAAGCGCCCUAAAAUCUCCAGAGGGGAAGAUGACUUUUUACCUGGGAAUAUAAUCGAAAUCGAGCUUCAUAACUUCAUGACAUUUAAUCACUUGGUAUGCAAACCUGGAUCACGUUUGAACCUUGUAAUUGGACCUAACGGAUCAGGUAAGAGUUCUCUUGUGUGUGCCAUUGCUCUUUGUCUUGGUGGUGAGCCUCAGCUUCUUGGGAGAGCUACCAGUGUUGGAGCAUAUGUCAAGCGCGGGGAAGAUUCUGGCUAUGUCAAGAUCUCUCUCAGAGGGAACACCAGGGAAGAAAUUCUUACCAUUUUCCGUAAGAUCGAUACACGUAACAAGUCUGAGUGGAUGUUCAAUGGAAGCACAGUUUGUAAGAGAGAUAUAGUUGAGAUUAUACAGAAAUUUAACAUUCAAGUUAACAAUCUCACGCAGUUCCUGCCACAAGAUAGGGUUUGCGAGUUUGCUAAGUUAACGCCUGUGCAGCUCCUGGAGGAGACGGAAAAAGCUGUUGGUGAUCCUCAGCUGCCAGUCCAUCAUCGCGCGCUAGUUGACAAAAGCCGUGAUCUGAAGCAGCUUGAGAGAGCUGUUGCGAAAAAUGGAGAGACGCUGAAUCAGCUUAAAGCUCUUGUUGAUGAGCAAGAGAAGGACGUGGAGCGUGUUAGGCAGAGAGAGUUGUUUUUGACUAAGGUUGAUUCCAUGAAGAAGAAAUUGCCAUGGCUAAAGUAUGAUAUGAAAAAGGCUGAGUACAUGGAUGCUAAGAAGAGAAUGAAGGAAGCCCAGAAAAAAUUGGAUGACGCUGCAGGGAUUUUGAACAGCAUGAAGGAACCUAUUGAAAAACAAAAGAAGGAGAAAGCAGAGGCAGAUUCAAAAUGCAAAAAAGUUAAGAAUCUCAUGGAUGCAAAUGGAAGAAACCGUUGUAACUUGCUCGAGAAAGAAGAUGAGGCAGAAGCAUGUGUAGUGGCAACAUACAAAGAACUGGAGGAAUUGAAGAAACAAGAAGAACACCGCCAAGAAAGGAUUCUGAAAGCUACUGAGGAUCUGGUUGCUGCGGAACAAGAACUCCAAAACCUGCCUGUAUACGAACGUCCUGUAGCCAAACUUGAAGAAUUGAGCUAUCAGAUUACAGAGCUGCAUCAGAGCAUAAACCGGAAGAAGAAUCAGAAGGGGGAUAAUGAGAGGCUUUUGUCUCAGAAGAGACACACCCUGAGGCAAUGCGCAGACAAGUUGAAGGACAUGGAGAAUGCAAAUAACAAACUCUUGACUGCGUUACGUAACUCUGGAGCUGAAAGGAUAUUUGACGCAUAUCAAUGGGUGCAACAGAAUCGUCAUGAGUUUAAAAGGGAAGUAUAUGGUCCUGUUUUGGUAGAGGUUAACGUUCCAAAUCGAGAGAACGCUUGCUUUUUGGAGGGUCAUGUUCCUUAUUAUGCCUGGAAGUCUUUCGUCACUCAGGAUCCUGAGGACCGUGAUUUGCUGGUUAGAAAUCUAAAACGAUUCGAUGUUCCUGUUCUUAACUAUGUCGUCGCUGGCGGCAGUCAAAAGGCUCCCUUUCAUAUUUCUGAUCAGAUGCGGUCUCUUGGGAUCCAUACUCGGCUUGAUCAAAUAUUUGAUGCUCCUGACGCCAUCAAGGAGGUUUUAACUUCCCAGUUUGGUCUGGACGACUCGUACAUUGGAUCAAAGAUUACCGAUCAGAGGGCUGAAGAAGUCUCUAAGUUGGGUAUUACAGACUUUUGGACACCAGACAAUCACUACCGGUGGUCUUCCUCAAGGUAUGGUGGUCAUUCCUCGGCAAGUGUAGACUCUGUAUAUCAAUCACGUCUUCUAUUAUGUGGGGUGGACGUUGGAGAGCUUGAGAAACUGAGAUCAAGAAAGGAGGAAUUAGAAGACUCUAUUUCAUUCAUGGAGGAAACUCACAAGAGUCUUCAAACAGAGCAAAGACUCUUGGAAGAAGAAGCAGCUAAACUUCAUAAAGAGAGGGAGGAGAUUGUAAAUGUUUCGCAUCUGGAGAAGAAAAAACGCCGUGAAUUGGAAUCCCGUUACCAGCAAAGGAAGACAAAGCUAGAAUCUUUGGAGCAAGAGGAGGACAUGGAUGCUUCAGUUGCGAAGCUGAUUGAUCAGGCUUCCAGAGCUAACGCUGACCGCUAUACAUAUGCGAUUAAUCUCAAGAAAUUGCUUGUGGAGGCUGUUGCUCAUAAGUGGAGUUACGCAGAGAAGCAUAUGGCUUCUAUUGAAUUGGAAAGAAAGAUCAGAGAGUCGGAAAUCAAUAUCAAACAAUAUGAGAAAACGGCACAGCAGCUAUCUCACGCCGUUGAGUAUUGUAAGAAAGAGGUAGAAGGAAAGCAGCAGCGGCUAGCCUCUGCCAAGAGGGAUGCAGAAUCUGUUGCAAUCAUCACACCGGAACUUAAAAAGGAGUUUAUGGAGAUGCCUACCACAGUCGAAGAAUUGGAAGCGGCUAUACAAGACAAUCUGUCUCAAGCCAAUUCAAUCCUUUUCGUAAACGAGAACAUUCUGCAAGAGUACGAACAUCGCCAAAGUCAGAUAUAUACCAUUUCGACGAAGCUUGAAGCUGAUAAAAGAGAUCUGAGCAUAUGCAUGAAAGAAAUCGAUUCAUUAAAGGAGAAAUGGCUUCCAACAUUGAGACAGCUUGUUGGUCAGAUAAAUGAAACAUUCAGCCACAACUUCCAAGAAAUGGCUGUUGCAGGAGAAGUUUCAUUGGAUGAGCGUGACACUGACUUUGAUCAAUACGGAAUACAUAUCAAAGUGAAAUUCAGGGAAUCUGGGCAACUUCAGGUUCUAAGCUCUCACCACCAAUCCGGAGGAGAGCGUUCUGUCUCAACUAUCCUUUACCUUGUCUCUCUUCAAGAUCUGACAAACUGUCCUUUCAGGGUUGUUGAUGAGAUUAAUCAAGGUAUGGAUCCCAUAAACGAAAGGAAGAUGUUUCAACAAUUGGUCAGAGCUGCUAGUCAACCAAACACACCACAGUGCUUCUUACUGACCCCAAAGCUCUUGCCGGAGCUAGAAUACAGUGAAGCCUGUAGCAUUCUGAACAUCAUGAACGGUCCUUGGAUCGAGCAGCCUUCAAAAGUUUGGAGCCUUGGUGAUAGUUGGGGCAAUCUCAUGAGACGAACGGAAGCUAGUCAAUAUGAUGAUUUCAGUUUGAAUGUAGCUUUUAGUGAACCAGGACCAGUCCCUCUACUUGUACCGGUUGAUAGAUUCGGGUUUCUGAAGCAGGAACAUGGCAAUUCUCCUCAACGUUUCACCAAGACUAAAUCAUCUAGUAACUAUGAGAAGGAGGAGAGAAGAGUCACAAAAUGGAGGAAGAUGAUUGGAACUGGGGGUAGUGAUUGGAAGCAUUACGUUAGGAGAAAACCUCAUGUUGUCAAGAGGCGGAUUCGAAAAGGGAUCCCUGAUUGCUUAAGGGGUCUCGUUUGGCAAUUGAUCUCUGGAAGUCGGGACCUUUUGCUUAUGAAUCCCGGUGUUUAUGUGCAACUGGUGAUUUAUGAGACGUCAGCAUCAGAACUCGAUAUCAUUCGGGAUAUAUCUCGUACUUUCCCAUCACAUGUUUUCUUCCAGAAGAGACAUGGACCAGGCCAAAGAUCAUUAUACAAUGUUCUAAAAGCAUACUCUGUCUAUGACAGAGAUGUCGGAUAUGUUCAGGGAAUGGGUUUCAUAGCCGGUUUGUUGCUUCUUUAUAUGAGCGAAGAAGAUGCAUUCUGGUUAUUAGUUGCAUUACUCAAAGGAGCUGUUCACUCCCCAAUAGAAGGAUUGUAUCAGGCAGGGCUUCCUCUUGUACAGCAAUAUCUGUUACAGUUUGAUCAGUUGGUAAGAGAGCUAAUGCCAAAACUAGGAGAACAUUUCACUCAAGAAAUGAUCAAUCCAAGUAUGUAUGCAAGUCAAUGGUUCAUAACCGUCUUUUCGUAUUCAUUUCCUUUCCAUUCGGCACUACGAAUCUGGGAUGUGUUUCUAGCUGAGGGUGUUAAAAUCGUGUUCAAAGUCGGUUUAGCAUUAUUGAAGCAUUGCCAUGAUGAUUUGUUGAAAUUGCCAUUUGAGGAACUCAUGCAUGCUCUGAGGAAUUUCCCUGAAGAUGCCAUGGAUCCUGAUACUUUGCUUCCAUUGGCUUAUUCCAUUAAGGUAUCAAAGCGUUUGGAUGAAAUGAAACAGGAUUGUGACAAGGCCGUAGCUAAACCGGCCAACCCGGCUAAUUCUGGGCUUGGUAGGGCCACUGCAUUUGCUCUUGCAGAGAAAGGUUUCUACGUCGUUCUUGUUGGACGGUCCUCUCAGCUUCUUUCAGAGACAUUGAAGGAAAUUACGAACAAGUACAAAGAUGCCCAACUCAAGUAUUUCGAAGCUGACAUGUCUUCUUUUGAAUCAAUCUUCAAGUUUAAAAACUCUCUAGAGCAAUGGCUAUCGGACUCAGCGUUACAUCCUUCGAUUCAGCUUUUGGUGAACAAUGCUGGGAUAUUGGCAACUUCUAGUCGACCAACCAUAGAUGGUUAUGACAGGAUGCUUGCUACAAACUAUAUUGGUCCAUUCUUCUUGACCAAACUUCUUUUGCCACUUCUGAAAAACAGUUAUAUUCCUUCACGGGUCGUUAACGUUACAUCUUUCACACAUCGUGCAGCUUUCAUUAAAAAUUUCAACAAGGAUUCUGUUACUGGAGUACGUUUUUCGACAUCAAGACAAUAUCCUUGCGCUCGAAUCUAUGAGUAUUCUAAGUUAUGUCUUCUACUGUUCUCAUAUGAAUUGCACAGACAGCUUAGGCUCUUAGACGACUCACGCCAGGUCUCUGUAAUAGCUGCUGAUCCAGGAUUUGUGAAAACGAAUUUAAUGCGAGAGCUUCCUCGUUACAUAACUUCCAUGGCGUUUCUUGGCGGCAGAAUUGUUGGCCUACUGCAAUCCCCGGAGGAGGGAGCUGAAUCUAUCAUCGAUGCCGCUUUAUCCACACCCGAAACAUCAGGUGUUUACUAUUUUGGAGGAAAAGGAAGGACCAUUGAAUCAUCACAAGUUUCUAGAGACCCGAAACUUGCUAAACAACUCUGGCAAACCUCUUGUGAUUUGUUCAAUAACUUGCAUCUUCUUCAUCACAACAACUAAUUAUUAAAGACUCUCUAGAAGAUCUUUUAUCUAAGAAUCCAGUCAAUUUCAUGAAUAUGAGAAACUAUAUGAAAGAAAUGAAUUGAUGAUAUCUUUGUUUAACAUUCAACCAUUCUAAGAAAACGUUAAAUCAUAC
This is a messenger RNA of Arabidopsis arenosa, 5360 nucleotides long. The record is from the annotation of a GenBank genome assembly. Lineage: Eukaryota; Viridiplantae; Streptophyta; Magnoliopsida; Brassicales; Brassicaceae.